Messenger RNA from Paramecium pentaurelia, 1137 nucleotides. The record is from the annotation of a GenBank genome assembly. Lineage: Eukaryota; Ciliophora; Oligohymenophorea; Peniculida; Parameciidae.
AUGAAUUGCUAAAAUUCUAAAUGCAAUGAACAGAUAUAAUACAAUUCUAUUAUAAGUGGUACCUAGAUAACUUGUGAUAAUUGUUCUAAUGCAUUCUAUUGUUCAACUAAAUGUAGAGAUUUCGAUUGGUAUUUAAUAAUUACAUUUUGUAUAGGGAAGGAUAUCAUUAAUUGGUUUGCAAUGGUUUAUUUGAAAUAGUUCCAAAAUUAACUUACAGUUAAUUGGAUUAUGGAAUGAAUCUAAUAGGUAAAGGUAGUUUUGGAAUGGUGUACUUAAAAUAACUGAAUGGAUAUAAUUUUGCGAUAAAAAAAAUAAAUAAAAAUAUAGCUUACAGAGAACUUAAAAUACAUAAAUAACUAAAGCAUAAAUACAUUAUCUAACUAUUAUAAUUCAUAGAUAAAGAUGAUCAUUUAUAUUUGAUUUAAGAAUAUGCAAGUAUCAAUUAUACAAUAUUUUUAGAAAAUGGUCAUUUAACAACUAGUAUGUAAAUAGAUCCAAAAUAGAUAAUAAUUCAAUUAUGCAAUGCAUUAUAAUAUCUUCAUAAUAAAGGAAUAAUUCAUAGAGACAUCAAACCAACAAAUGUAUUAUUAAGUGAUAAAAAUAAUGUUAAAUUAUGUGAUUUUGGUUUAGCUACACAAAAAGAUGUCAUUAGUAACUUUUCUGGUACUUAUGAAUUUAUGGCACCUGAAAUUUUAAAGAAUUAUCCACAAUCAUAUUCUGUAGAUAUUUGGAGUUUAGGAUGUCUUUUAUAUUGGAUGAUAGAAAAAAAACCUAUUCUUUCUGGUAUUUUAGAAUAUAAUAAAAUCUAUAGGUACUGAAGAAGAGAUGAUUGAACAAAUCUUAAAUUUCACUGAACCCAAAUUUACUAUGACUGAUCAAUAUGCAAAGGAUUUAAUAAUCAAAAUGCUUGUUCCUGAACCUAAUAAAAGAAUCACAUUAAAUGAGAUAAUAUAACAUCCAUAUAUUACUAGAGAAUCUUAAAACAAUUUAAAAAAUGAAGAAAAUUCAAAUUCAUAUUCUUAUGAAACAUAAGCAAGUUAUCAACAAUAAUAAAUUGCUCCAAAAAAUCAUUAAGAAGAUAGAAAUGUCUUUAAAAGAAUUGUCAGUUUAUUUUCAUGUAUGGGUAGAGAUAAAUGA